AUGAGGAUUCCGCGUCCAGCAGCCGCUGCCCUCGCCCCCUUCAACUUCUCCCACGUCCAGCACCUGCUCUACGCCUCCACGAGCUCUCUUCCCUCACCGGAAGCGUCAACCAUGACUCGCCGCCUACGGCCUCCGAUCCCUCAACCACCACUUAUCCCCUAUUUCUCCCCUGCCGCCACUGGUAAGAAUCACCGUAUUGACCAUCCUAGCCAUGGAAACCAACCAGAAUGGAGAAACCCAAUUCUCAAUAAGACCUUCGGGGACAAUUUUGCCACCUGGUGGCUCUCUUUUGCCAUAUCGAUGAGCAUAAACCUGUAG
Molecule: messenger RNA, 318 nt
Organism: Linum trigynum
Lineage: Eukaryota; Viridiplantae; Streptophyta; Magnoliopsida; Malpighiales; Linaceae
Source: the annotation of a GenBank genome assembly